Ipomoea nil (Japanese morning glory) is the source of this 309-nucleotide messenger RNA. RefSeq lists its product as uncharacterized. Gene Ontology annotation, biological process: response to osmotic stress; cellular response to nitrogen starvation. The record is from RefSeq and is a predicted model, not a curated record. Bases 1 to 309 code for a protein of 102 amino acids. The transcript has a single exon. NCBI's taxonomy places the organism in Eukaryota, Viridiplantae, Streptophyta, Magnoliopsida, Solanales, Convolvulaceae.
AUGGCUCGUUCUUCAUCAUGUGUUUUCUUGAUCGCCGUUUUCCUGGUGUUUUCUUCCUUGAUUUCCUCCAUCGAGAGCAGAAAGAUGGUUGUGGCGGAUUUGCAUGAAGAACCCAAGAAAGUUCCGGCCAUGGCGGACGGCGGCGACAGACUGUUCAAGAAUGCGCUUCCCAAAGGCACCGUGCCGGCGUCCUCCCCUAGCAAGAAAGGCCACGCCGACACCGUCGACGAAAAGCUCGUCGCCCGCCGCCUCGCCGCCCUUGAUCAUCGGAUCCUCCGCUCCGUCCCCUCCCCCGGAAUAGGCAAUUAA